Messenger RNA from Perkinsus marinus ATCC 50983, 810 nucleotides. RefSeq lists its product as hypothetical. The transcript has a single exon. The record is from RefSeq and is a predicted model, not a curated record. The coding region runs from base 1 to 810 and encodes 269 amino acids. Lineage: Eukaryota; Perkinsozoa; Perkinsida; Perkinsidae.
AUGGAUCCCGAGUCGUCACCUCCUAAUAUUCCAGAGUAUACUGGCAACCACACUAAACACAAAUCCUUCCUGGUCAAGAAAAGAAGUCCUGAAGGGGAAGGUGAGGUUGAGAAUCAGAGUGAUCCUUCCGACCUCGCAAAUACAACUGAAAACGUGUAUAAGAAAGAAGUGAUCGACGAUGAUUUGCCUGUUGUCGCUAGAACGAGUUCGAACGGAGAUGUCCACGAGGAAUACAAAGCGACCGAUGGAGAAGCAUGGCCGAUACAGGAGACUACCAUCGUAGUUUCUGCCAUGGAGACUUCGAGUAUAUCGAAUACCAGUCACCCUAUCGCAACUGAGGACGACCCUCAAGCUCAUGAGGCCGUAAUGCUCCUUACAAGCUCAAGCAAUCUCGUGGAGCAAUCAGACGUUACUACCGACAGUACUGGUUCGGAAAAUGCGAGCCACCCUAGUCUAGAUGAAAAUAAAUGGAGUGAUGCUGAAAUGACUGGUAACACUCGAACUGAGGAGGUAGCUGCCUCUGUGGAAAGCAGUCCGGACGCUAAGGACAUCGGCAUGGAGGGUGUGACUGCACAGCCUGGCAAGGUAUCCGGUGAUGAAUUCGCGGCCGAGAUUGCGGGGACCGAAGAGACGAGUAGCGAGACUGCAAUUGUGCAUGGUGACAGUUCUCAACAAGAGGCGACCGCGACCUUGGGAGUCCGCGUCUUGGUGACGAGCCCAGCCCCAGUCAUCGAUAGCCAUGUUGCUAUCAACGCUGAAACUUCUGAUGCAAUUCUACCUAGUGAGCAGGUAAACAGUGUGUGUCUAUGA